UCUCACUCUCACGUUCUCUCUUCUGUCUUCUCCCUUCUCUCAAACUUCAUCCUCUUCUCUUUUUCUUUCUUCUUGCUUCUGUUUCUUCUUUUUGCUUCUUAUUUUUUUUGGGUUUGUUAUUUUGAUUUUUAGAUGGUGGUGGUUGAUGAUUUUUGAUUGAUGAAGAUUGAAGGUGAUGGUGGGAUUUGUAGAGAUUAUGGAUGAUGAAGUGUGAGUGUGUGAGUGUGGGAUUUGUAGAUUUGAUUUGCUUCAUGGAUUUAGUUGGAGAUUAUUGAGGCUUUAGAUGGAGCUUGAAUAGUUUGAAUUUUUUCUUCUCAUGGAUUUUUUGGGACAGUGACAGUAUUUGUGUUGUUGGUUGUUUUCCAGAUUGAUUCAUCAACUCCAUGGUUUGAUUUGAUCAAUGUUUUUUGUUUUGUGACAGUGUUUGUGUUGUUGUGUUCCAUGUUUGCUUCGGAGAAGAAGAAACGCAUAUGAGGAAGGAGGAGAAGUCAAAAGUUUGUUUUCUAGCUUGUUUUGUCAAAAUAGAUUUUGACCGCAAGAUUGAUCUAACGGGUCAGGAUUGGAGAAGGAGAGAGAUGGAGACAGUGGGUGAUGGAGAGAAUCCGGAUCCAUUCCGAAUUACUUAUCUAGAAAGCAGCUGUUAAUGUUAAGAAAAAGUAAUACUCAAUUGUUGAAUUUGAAUGGAAAACGCGUUAUUUAAAUAAAUGUAUACUACGUGUUUAUUAGGCAUAAUUUGAUCAUUAAAUUGAAUCGAUUAAUAUUACUAAGUUUCAAGUCUUUGUUUCUUCCCUCCUCUCAUUCCAUUUCCAUCAACAACCAAACCAAAAGUCGUAACCGUAACCGUAACCUCUCACUCCAAACCAAAAUGUCUGACGGAUCAUCAUUUCAAUUGCAGAUACUUGACGGAACUAACCUUAGAGACCUCGAUCUAUCACUCAUCGUUUUCGAUCGUCCGGUUACCGGAGCUCAAAUCCUCCACAUUGCACAUUCACAAGCUUCUCCUUCUUUCUUCGAUCUUCCAUUUCCCGAUCCUCUCAAAACCGCUGCUCUCAACCGCCUCAACACUAACUCCGACGCCGAACCUUUCUUAUCCACCGAGACUGAGUAUCAACCUAUCAAAGCUUCUCAAAUCCUCAAACUCUACAUCGCCGCCAUCGCUGAUGAACUCAAAGCUAAUCCUCUUGUUCUAUCAAUCUUGGAUGGAAGUACUCUUCGUUUGUUCUUUGAAGACGAGGAUGAUUUUGCCAUGUUAGCAGAAAAUCUAUUCACUGACUUGGAUGUUGAAGAUAAGGGGAAAAUCAGCAAGAGUCAAAUUCGAAAUGCUCUUGUUCAGAUGGGAGUCGACAUGGGAGUUCCUCCUUUCUCAGAAUAUCCUCAGCUAAAUGACUUGUUGAGUAAACAUGGAGUGGAUGGAGAAGAAGAACUGGGUCAGGCACAAUUUGCACAGCUUCUGCAGUCUGUAUUACAAGAUCUUGAGGUGGAACUUUCCAAAAAGAAUUUUGUUUUCAUCCAGAAUGUCCAAGUCAUAAAUGGCUCUAAGAUAAGACAGCUAUUGGCCAAUGAAAAGGAGUUAAACAGCUUUGUAGAGAAAGCAACACAGGAGAAACCCAAUGCAAAGGGUGGUUUAGGAAGCACAGAAAUAAUAAGGAGCUUCCUUGAGAGAAACACUAAGGAGUUGGGUUUACCACUAUCUGAAAGUAGCGAUGCAGCUGUUCUUUUUUAUGAUUCUGUUUUUGCUGAUGUAGCCAAAGAAAAAGAUGGUGUGGAAUUAGAGAAAGAAGGCCUGGCAAAACUUUUGAAGGAUAUCUUGGAGAAAAUGGCAGAGCAACUUGAGUUGAAUCCAGUAUAUCAAGAAUUUGCUUGAGGCUGAUGAAUUAAUGGGUUGUAUUUCACAUAUUUAUAACUUCGUAUCAUUGCAGGGCUUUUGGGAUUUGCAUCCCACCCAGUGGUGUAUAUUGUACAAUGAUUUUUACUUAUACAUAAUAGUACCUUAAAUAGUAUGUUUAUGAUACUAUAAUAUGAAUUGCUACUUGGUUUUCUGGA
Trifolium pratense (red clover) is the source of this 2043-nucleotide messenger RNA. RefSeq lists its product as uncharacterized. The transcript has 4 exons. Bases 866 to 1864 code for a protein of 332 amino acids. The record is from RefSeq and is a predicted model, not a curated record. NCBI's taxonomy places the organism in Eukaryota, Viridiplantae, Streptophyta, Magnoliopsida, Fabales, Fabaceae. Gene Ontology annotation, molecular function: calcium ion binding.